Molecule: messenger RNA, 595 nt
Organism: Hevea brasiliensis (rubber tree)
Lineage: Eukaryota; Viridiplantae; Streptophyta; Magnoliopsida; Malpighiales; Euphorbiaceae
Exons: 3
Coding region: 133-294 (53 amino acids)
Biological process (GO): proton motive force-driven ATP synthesis
Molecular function (GO): proton transmembrane transporter activity
Source: RefSeq, a predicted model, not a curated record
UAUGAUGCAUUGCAGGCAGAGAAUUGUUUGGGGAUCUAAGCUAAGGUCCAAAAUCAAAAUCUAGGGCUUAGAAGAGUCUCAUUGCAACUCUCCUCUUCUUCUUUUCCACUUCUUCGUUCCCUUUCUCAGGAAAUGACGCCGCCGCCUGGACCCUACUCUGGCACCAGCACCAUCGCCCUGGUGGCUCGUGUGUCAGCUUUCUCUCUGGGUCUUGUGUAUGGGAACCUGAAACUCAAAUAUCUCAAGGCAAAAGCAAAGUCUCACAAGAAAGCUGAAGCAAAGGCUCAUCACUAACAGAGAUGGGUUGUUUGAAGUUAGGAGACCUGAGUUUUGCUGGCAUAGAAAUAAUGUGAUUGCUUGGGAUUGGAAAGGUACCCGAUUGUCAUAUUGAUGUAAAGCUUUUUUAGACCAUGUUGCACAGGUUAUAUCUUUUCAAAGCUUUUUGGUGGAGGUUUUUAACCUAGUCUUUCGAGAAUUGUUUACUUCGCCUGCCCUGGCCCCCAGAAAGGAAAGCUUAUUUUGUAUUGCUUAGCUGACAAUGCGUAAAUGUUGGAAAAUUUCCUUGAUUGAAAUAAUAAACAUCAAGGUUUUACCA